Molecule: messenger RNA, 1443 nt
Organism: Paramecium primaurelia
Lineage: Eukaryota; Ciliophora; Oligohymenophorea; Peniculida; Parameciidae
Source: the annotation of a GenBank genome assembly
AUGGACGCUAGCUAUAAUUAUGAUUAAUAUGCUUAAAAAGCAUACUCAGCAAAUGUGUUUAAAGUGGAUGAAUCUGAAUUUAUUAUAGAAAAGAGAUAUAAGCCAACAUAACAGUGUAUUUUUUCUUCAUGAUUUCAGUGGGAAGUGGUGCAUAUGGUAUAGUAAUUGGUUGUGAAGAUACAAAAGCAACAGUACCAGAAUAAAAAAUGGUGGCUAUAAAAAAAAUUGAAAGAACAUUUGAACAUCGAUUUUAUGCUAAAAGAACACUAAGAGAGUUAAAGAUUUUAAGAAACUUAAGGCAUGAAAAUGUAAAUUUCUUAUAAAAAGAAUUUAGAUUGUUAAUUUAAUCACACUACAGUUACCUAAAUCAAGAAAACAUUUUUAUGAUAUGUAUAUACUACACUUAAAUGCAUUAAUAGUUAUUGUGUAACAGAACUAUUGGAUACUGACUUAAAACGAGUAAUUGAUAAAGAACAUGCAAAAUUGAAUUAAGAUCACUUUAAAUUGUUUCUAUAUUAAAUUCUAAGAGCCUUAAAAUACAUGCAUUCUGCCAAUAUUUUACAUAGAGAUCUGGUAUUAUCAUAAAAAUUAAUAUAGAAACCAACAAAUUUGUUAUUAAACAAAUAAGAUUGUAUGUUAAAAGUCUGUGACUUUGGAUUGUCAAGAGCUUUAUUAUAGACAACUAAAACACAAUAACAAAACCCUAAUAUCAUGACAGAUUAUGUUGAAACUAGAUAUUAUAGAGCUCCAGAAUUAUUAUUAGGACUUAAAACUUAUACUUAAGCAGUGGAUAUAUGGAGUGUAGGAUGUAUAUUUGCAGAAAUAGUUAGAGGAAAGACUUUAUGGAGAGGAUAAAAUUGUAAUUGAUAUUCAUUAUUUUAGCUAAGUAAUAAAUUAAAAUGAUUUUUGAAACUCUUGGAACUCCAUCAAAGUCAAAGAUAAUGUAAGUUUAAGAUACUUUUGUAUCAUCUAAAUUGAUUGAAUUAGUUUCAGAAUUAGGAACUUUAGAAAGAGUUCCUUGGGAUAAAGUUGUUAAAGGUUUGCCUCCUGAAGGAUAUGAUCUUCUUGAAAAACUAUUAGAAAUUGAUUAUAAGAAAAGGAUAACAGCAGCUGAAGCUUUAAAGCAUCCAUAUUUAAAAGAAUUACACAAUCCAAGUGAUGAAGUAUACAAUUUAUUCUUAUUUAUAUAGCCUACUAGAUCUCCAGUAUCCAAUAUGGAAUUUGAAUUUGAAAUGUAUGAGUUUACUAAUGAAUAACUCAAAGGUAAUAAGAUAUCUUAUUUUAGAUAUGAUAUAUGAAGAAAUUCUUUUGUAUCAUUUUCCUGAUUUUAAGAAAUAAUAUGAAGACAAGAUAACCAAUAAUUAAAGUGUGAUAAACCAUAUUUUGAAGGGUGAAAAUGCUAAAGUUAUUGAUCCUGAAGCAGAUGACGAUUAUCCCAUUUGA